This is a messenger RNA of Microcebus murinus (gray mouse lemur), 960 nucleotides long. The record is from RefSeq and is a predicted model, not a curated record. Lineage: Eukaryota; Metazoa; Chordata; Mammalia; Primates; Cheirogaleidae.
AUGGAGGGCUGCGGCGCGGGCCCCCCAGGACGCCGGGGUCAACUCACCCAUCGCCCGCUGGGUCUCAGCAGCGGCGGCAGCAGCGGCGGCGGCGGCUCCGCGGCCCCCGGGGCCGCCGGCGGGGAGAUGCUGGCGUCCGCCGCAGCCUCUCGCCCCAUCCCGGGCUCCGGCGGCGGCUGCGGCGGGCGUCCGGCAUCGCAGGCGGCGCGCCCCGGCCCGCCCGAUCCCGCCCCCACCCACCUCCGCCCGUCCCGGGCCCGCGCGGGCCGCUCGGCUGCACCCCGGGGCGGCGCGGGCCCGGCCGAGGCGGACGGGCGCGGGGAGGACCGCGGCGGCGCGCGGGUGCGGCGCGAGGCGAGCGCCGCGCGGAGGCCCCGCCGGCCGCGCCGCUCCGGGCCGGGGGCGCCUCGCACCGCAGACUCCGGCCGCCGCCGCCGCGCCUCCCGCGUGUGCUCGGAUCAGAGCUGCUGCUGCCUGGCCCCACCAGGGAGCCGCAUUCCGCCCUCCCUGGGUCAUCUCACUCCUGGCCCUGGGUCUCAGGUGGGACAUCUCCUGACCCACGCCAUGAAGGCCAAGCACCACCUGCCAGGCCCCAGUGGGCAGGGAGCGUGGCGGAGCAGUGGGCAGAGAGAGCCGGCUGCAGUCCGGGCCCUACCAGCUGGGCCAGGCUCCACGCUCAAAGUCUGUAGAGCUGGCAUGAAAGAGGCUGCCCGAGAGCGAGUCGGCGGGACGGCACCAGGUGGGCUCCAGAGGGCUAAACAGAAAGCAGCCCUUUGGAAAGACCGGCGCACCAACCCCCUUACUGUCAGUGUCACUCCUCCCUUUUGUGGUUUCCACACAACCACCCACUGGAAUCCCUUCCAGAGGCUACACUUCCCAGCCUUCAAGAUGGCCGCCUGCAGUCUGCAACCCUUUGUGGAAAAUAAAGCUCUCCUUUCCAAAUAGUCUCGCUCUGUUGCC